GGAGUCCCCCCCGCCCCGGCCCCGGGCACAAGAUGGCGGCGGCCGUGAGGGCGCCGGCCGGAGCGCAGGGCCGGGGUGGCGGGCGGCGGGGCGGAGAGGGCCCGGCGGCGCGGCGCUGAGGAGCCCGCCCGGCCCCGCCGUCCUCUCGGCGCUUCGUGACGGGACCCCGGCAGCGGCCAUGAGCGGCGCCGCGGAGGCGCGGGAGCUGGAGGAGCGGCUGCGGGAGGCGGCGGCGCUGGGGGACGUGCGGGAGGUGCGGCGGCUGCUGGGCGCGGGGGCGGACAUCAACUCCCGCAACGAGAUCGACGGCUGGACCUGUCUGCACUGGGCCUGCAAGCGCAACCAGGCGCCCGUGGUGUCCUGCCUGCUGGAUGCCGGGGCAGAUAGGCACAUCCGCACGGCUGCGGGAGAGCUGGCGGCGCAGUUAACUUCCAAACCCGACAUCCGCAAGAUUUUGGGAGAGGAAGAAACUGAAUGUCAAGGAGCAAAGGAUUUAAAUUUGCCAAUAGUUGCGAACUACGUGGCCAACCCACCAUUCCCUUGCGUUUACACUGAAGAAACCAUUCCAGACGGCUUGGCAGAACCCCAGAACGAAAGCGCUUCCGUCUCUUCUGCUUCCCAGUGUGAAACUGGUCCUCGUUCCCCCGCAGCUCAGGUCGACAGCGCAUGCACACCCGCGUCGUGCAGCAGCGAAGAGGAUUUCCCUGCACUAGAUGCUGCAGAACCGCUGCCCGCCCCGGCAGCAACUCCGGCAGCACCACAAUGCCCCGAAGCAGCGAGCGGCCGCAUUCUGCAGCCGCCCUUCCCUCACCACGCAGCUCUGUGUCCCCCGGGAGCCCCUGCGCAGGCUGUGCCCCCGCAAACCCGGGGGUCCCCGACCCGUCCCGCACCAGCGUUCCAGCCCUUGUUCUUCACUGGAACGUUCCCCUGUAACAUGCAAGCAGAACUUGUGCUUAAGGUGAGAGUCCAGAACCUCAGAGACAACGACUUCAUUGAAAUUGAACUGGACAGACAAGAACUGACCUAUCAAGAUCUGCUCAGAGUGAGCUGCUGUGAGUUGGGCAUUAAUCCAGAACAAGUAGAGAAGAUCAGAAAAUUACCAAAUACACUAGUGAGAAAGUUGUGUCUGUUCUUUGAAAGGACAAGGAUGUUGCCAGACUUCAGGACUUCCAGGAGCUGGAGCUGGUGCUGGUGCAAAGCGGCAGCUCUCCCUUCAGAAACGCGGCGGCGGCGCUGACCGACAGGCCCUGUUACAACAGCCGCGCCUCCAAGCUGACCUACUGACUCCUGGAGUAUGAAAACCCGGUAAUUAGAUGUUGCUGCCUUUUGAAGGCAGUGAAUUGAGCGUGUGUUAAACCUUAAGUUAUUGUUAGGGUUACUAUUUUAACUAAUAGUUUAUCUUUUGUAUUUAAUAUCCCCUUUGAUUUUAUUUUUUUACUCUAUACUGUAUUCAGAUAAGGGAUACCUCAUUUGUCUACUAAAAUCAACACGCUUCCAAUGUAUUUCAAUGAAGUUUAUUGGUUGUAUUUGGCAACAGAGGGCAGGAAAGACAAUUAUUGAGAUGAAAAGGAUGUUGAGUGCUCCCGCUCUUUGACCAAAUAGAAGUAGAUAUUCAGGAAAGUGUGUGUAUCUAUUUUUUUAAAUUUCCUGAUUAAGUUAAAUGUUAUAGGGUAUUUGGCAUACAGUGAACAGUUGCUCUCUAAUAUUAAACUUGCACUUCUUAAUCUCUUGCCCUGUCUCAAAGACUUAGCAAGAUGCAUGGUCUUGUCUGCUGGGGAGAGAAGUAUUUAAUGCUCUGAAGUGACAGGAAAAAAUUUAAUUGAGCUGAAAGUAAGUGGAGUAAGAGAGUCCACAUUUAAAUGUUUGGUUCUUUCCCCUGUGAGAAUAUAGUAACUGAAGUGACACAUCCCUCCACAGGAAAACAAAGCCUCUCUUAAUUAAGAAGUAUUUAAGUCACAAAGCAAGUAAAAAUGCCCUUUACAAAGCAAGCCCUUAUGUUUCAGGAGCUGGAGAGGGGCUCACAAAUUGCAUCCAUGGUUUUAUUUAUUUAUUGUCCUAAUGAUGUGAGGAGACUGUGCAUUACCUACACCUCACAGAACAAUUACAGGGUCCAUGAUUUUCUUUUGUACCAAAAAACUACAAUGCUGACCUUUGCACCAAAAACCUUAAUUGGGUGGAGGGGUGAGGGAGCUGGGUUUUUUUCUGGACAUGAGCUGCUUCCCCCCAGCCUCAUAUUGAUUUUCCUUCCAUCUCUGCUUUAUUAAGCUGCAUUAAGAGCAGAGUUUAUGCACAGCUGAUGGAGUGUUUGUUGUUGAUUUGGAUUGUGAUGUUGACAUUCAGACCAUAAAUAGCACAAUCACCAUGUUUUGGUUGGAGCAGCGUGGCUGCGCAGCUGCUGGACCCCUGAAGUGGCUCCUGCAGGCAAGGUCAGUAAAAGCACACAUCACAAAAUGAUGGAAACCCCUUCUGCCAGCACAAGAGACACUUCACUCUGGGUUCAGGAUUUCAUCCUUUUCCCACUUGCUCUAUCUCCAUUUUAUCAAUUAAAUUCGGCUAACUCCCCAUUCUCAGUCCUGGCCCGUUUGUCUCCAGGCACUGGGCUACUUUAAAGACAGAUUCAACUCCUGUUAAGCCCAGACUAUGAUGCAAUAUGAGGUAAGAUUUCCUAACUCUGGCUUGUAGAACAGGAAAAGAGUUUUUAUUUUAACAACUGUAUAUUUAUAUUUUCAGCAUACCUUGGAGGCUAGUUCAGAUUAUGUGCAAUAACUGUUUGAAAAGGAAUAGUUAAAUGGCUCAAAAUUAAAAGUAUCUACUUUCUUUCCAUUCCUUUGUUUACUGCCUCCACUAAUUACUGAACAUGCAGCUAUAGCAGCAGCUGGUUUAAAAGAGCUCUAUUUGCUCUAGUUUCCGCAACGAAUAACUGUUAAUGUGAUGACACUAAAACUUUAAUUGUGAUCUGACUGUAAUAAUAACAGUAAGUCUAUGCAUUCAGAGAAAUAUUUUUGUACGUUUUAUGCAGUUUGGUAAACUCUGAGGCACACUAGUUCUGUUAACUGGUUUUUAGUUUAAUUCUGUUUUUUCUGUUUUCCUUUGAAAAACAAACUGUUGGUAUGACAGCUGAAACUAAGUUUACAAAACUUACUGUUCUUCCAAGGACAACUUUUGUUUGCACUAUGAACUUGUACUGAACUGACAUUGCUACUCUUCACUUAUAUUAAAGUAUCAAUUGUUUCAAGUACCAAGAUCUCUUUGUUUUUCAGGGGGCAGUGGGAUGAUACAUGGCAGUCCAGAGCAGACAGGACCCUCUUAAAAUUUUAACAGAAGUUUGGAAAAGUUUUGGUAAUGCUGUAAGUUAACUGCUUUAUAGAGAUUUAGGGCCUACAUUUUUACUGCAAAAUUUCUAUGAUUUCUCAACCAAUUGCAGCAUAAGCCGCACUUCUUAGGGACACAGAAUCCAGCUGACAUCUAACUGCUCAAAAACUAAGCCAGAAAAAAACAAAGCCAUAGACAACAAAGAAUAACUAAGCAUCCAAAUUAAUGGACUAAGCUUGAAGACAGGAGUAGAUUUAUUAGGAAAGAAACUUACUUGAUAUUAAACGUUCAAUGACAGAGACAAUCAAAUUCGUAACAGAAAUUCAAAGAUACUUUAUUUCCAUUUCUCGUAUAUCAAGAAGCUAGGAAUAGCUUAGUUGUAAAAAUGGGAUUCGUUUUAGUUCGAUUCACACAAAUACUAAACAUUUAUUCUUGUGUUUUAAAGUCCAAGAAUGAAAACUUGCAAUUAAACACUGAGCAAGCCAUGUGUUCAGGUUAUGUUGGUUUCUUAUCUUAAAAAGUC
Messenger RNA from Columba livia (rock pigeon), 3835 nucleotides. Its product is annotated as ankyrin repeat domain-containing protein 40. Gene Ontology annotation, molecular function: protein binding. Bases 179 to 1237 code for a protein of 352 amino acids. The record is from RefSeq and is a predicted model, not a curated record. Lineage: Eukaryota; Metazoa; Chordata; Aves; Columbiformes; Columbidae. The transcript has 5 exons.